This is a messenger RNA of Manis javanica (Malayan pangolin), 4624 nucleotides long. The record is from RefSeq and is a predicted model, not a curated record. NCBI's taxonomy places the organism in Eukaryota, Metazoa, Chordata, Mammalia, Pholidota, Manidae.
AUGCUGACCAGGACCCACACUUGCAAUGAGAAUUCCUCUACCUCGGCACCAGCCGCAAAAACAGAGGCAAAAGUAACAGCCAUAGUGACUAAACCAGCAUUUAUUGCUCAUGUCUUGGGGUCAUUCAAGGAUCAGCUGAUUCAUGCUAAGCACAGCAAGGUGGUUGUGUUUCAGUUUGCAGCAGCUGGGACAGCUCUGCUGCUUGCUGCAGAUGAGGAUGCUGAGAUGUUCAGCAGGGAAGUAGCUUGCUCAAAGAGGUCCAGUAAGUGGCAGAGGGUGGCUUCAAAGCUGGGGCUGACUUAUUCCAGUGUUCACAGUACCCUUCGAUCCACACACACCAUUGUCCCUCCAGGUUUGCCCUAUGUUAUCAUCUGUACUAAAUUAGGCAUUUAUAUGGGAGUCCUGGCAGGGCACCAUGCCUCAGUCAGCAGGCACAGCCAAACCGGCAGCCGAACAGAAAGCCCAGGUCCUUCUGCUCAUGGUUCAGAGACAUGUUCUGCCCUCAGAGGGAAGCUCUCUAGUUCAGUGGUGCUCACGGCCCACGGUGUAAAAAUCAGCCAAUUCCUGGCAAGUGCCAGCCUUCAUCUUCUGAAGGUCAAGGUCAAAGUUCAGUUUCUCCUAGAGAAAAUGGGACCUCAUUUUCUCUUUUUUUUUUUCUCUCUUUUGAAAGCUUCCUUCCUACCAGCUACUUUAACUAUGACUGUGGACAGGGGAGAUAAUGUGAACAUAUCUUUCAAAAAGGUGUUGAUUAAAGAAGAAGAUGCAGUGAUUUACAAAAAUGGUUCCUUCAUCCACUCGGUGCCCCGGCACGAAGUACCUGAUAUUUUAGAAGUGCAUCUGCCUCAUGCUCAACCCCAGGAUGCUGGGGUGUACUCGGCCAGGUACAUAGGAGGAAACCUCUUCACCUCUGCCUUCACCAGGCUGAUAGUCCGGAGAUGUGAAACUCAGAAGUGGGGACCUGCAUGUAAUCGUGACUGCACUGUUUGUAUGAACAAUGGUGUCUGCCAUGAAGACACUGGAGAAUGCACCUGCCCUCCUGGGUUUAUGGGGAGAACAUGUGAGAAGGCUUGUGAACUGCACACAUUUGGCAGAACUUGUAAAGAAAGGUGUAGUGGACCAGAGGGAUGCAAGUCCUACGUGUUCUGUCUCCCAGACCCCUAUGGGUGUUCCUGUGCCACAGGCUGGAAGGGCCUGCAGUGCAAUGAAGCAUGCCAGCCUGGUUACUAUGGGCCAGACUGUAAGCUCAUGUGCGGGUGUACCAAUGGGGAGAGGUGUGAUCGGUUCCAAGGAUGCAUCUGCUUUCCAGAAGGGCUCCAGUGUGAGAAAGAAGGCAUGCAAAGAAAGACCCCAAAGAUAGAGGAUUUGCCAGAUUACAUUGAAGUAAACAGUGGUAAAUUUAACCCCAUCUGCAAAGCAUCUGGCUGGCCACUACCUGCUAAUGAGGAAAUGACCCUGGUGAAGCCAGAUGGGACGGUGCUCCAGCCAAAAGACUUUAACCAUACGGGUCACCUCUCAGUGGCCACCUUCACCAUCCACCGGAUCCUCCCCUCUGACUCAGGAGUCUGGGUCUGCAGUGUGAACACAGUGGCUGGAAUGGUGGAAAAGCCUUUCAACAUUUCUGUUAAAGUUCUUCCAAAGCCCCUGAAUGCCCCAAACGUGAUCGACACUGGACAUAACUUUGCUGUCAUCAACAUCAGCUCUGAGCCUUACUUUGGGGAUGGACCAAUCAAAUCCAAGAAGCUUUUAUAUAAACCUGUUAAUCAUUUUGAAGCUUGGCGGCAUAUUCAAGUGACAAAUGAGAUUGUUACACUCAAUUAUUUGGAACCUCGAACAGAAUAUGAGCUCUGCGUGCAGCUGGUCCGGCGUGGAGAGGGCGGGGAAGGGCAUCCUGGACCCGUGAGACGGUUCACGACAGCUUCUAUCGGUCUCCCCCCUCCAAGAGGUCUCAGUCUCCUACCGAAAAGUCAGACCACUCUAAAUUUGACCUGGCAACCAAUAUUUCCAAGCUCAGAAGAUGACUUUUAUGUUGAAGUGGAGAGGAGAUCUGUGCAAAUGAAGAGUGAUCAGCAGAAUAUCAAAGUACCAGGCAACUUGACUUCAGUGCUACUUAACAAUUUGCAUCCCAGGGAGCAGUACUCAGUCCGAGCCAGAGUCAACAGCAAGGCCCAGGGGGAAUGGAGCGAGGCUCUCACCGCGUGGACCCUGAGCGAUGUUCUCCCUCCUCAACCAGAAAACAUCAAGAUUUCUAAUAUCACAGACUCCUCAGCUGUGAUCUCUUGGACAAUCCUGGAUGGCUAUUCUAUUUCUUCUAUUAUCAUCCGUUACAAGGUUCAGAGCAAGAGUCAAGACCAGCACAUUGAUGUGAAGAUCAAGAAUGCCACCAUUACCCAGUACCAGCUUAAGGGCCUAGAGGCUGAAACAGCUUACCAGGUGGACAUUUUUGCCGAGAACAACAUAGGGUCAAGCAACCCAACCUUUUCUCAUGAACUGAUGACUCUCUCUCAAUCCCAAGCACCGGCAGACCUCGGAGGCGGGAAGAUGCUGCUCAUAGCCAUCCUCGGCUCGGCGGGAAUGACCUGCCUGACGGUGCUGUUGGCCUUUCUGAUCAUGUUGCAACUGAAGAGGGCAAAUGUCCAAAGGAGAAUGGCCCAAGCCUUUCAAAACAGGGAAGAACCAGCUGUGCAGUUCAACUCAGGAACUCUGGCCUUGAACAGGAAGGCCAAAAACAACCCGGAUCCCACAAUUUAUCCAGUGCUCGACUGGAAUGACAUCAAAUUUCAAGAUGUGAUUGGGGAGGGUAAUUUUGGCCAGGUUCUUAAGGCACGCAUCAAGAAGGACGGGUUACGGAUGGACGCUGCCAUCAAAAGGAUGAAAGAAUAUGCCUCCAAAGAUGACCACAGGGACUUUGCGGGGGAACUGGAGGUUCUCUGUAAGCUUGGACACCACCCAAACAUCAUCAAUCUCCUGGGAGCAUGUGAACAUCGUGGCUACCUGUACUUGGCCAUCGAGUAUGCCCCCCAUGGAAACCUCUUGGACUUCCUGCGCAAGAGCAGAGUGCUGGAAACCGACCCAGCGUUCGCCAUCGCCAACAGCACCGCCUCCACGCUGUCCUCCCAGCAGCUGCUUCACUUUGCGGCAGAUGUGGCCCGGGGUAUGGACUACUUGAGCCAAAAACAGUUUAUCCACAGGGAUCUAGCUGCCAGGAACAUUUUAGUUGGUGAAAACUAUGUAGCCAAAAUAGCAGAUUUUGGAUUAUCCCGUGGUCAAGAAGUGUAUGUGAAAAAGACGAUGGGAAGACUCCCAGUGCGCUGGAUGGCGAUCGAGUCGCUAAAUUACAGCGUGUAUACAACCAACAGUGAUGUAUGGUCCUAUGGAGUGUUACUUUGGGAGAUCGUUAGCUUAGGUGGCACCCCCUACUGCGGGAUGACAUGUGCAGAACUCUACGAGAAGCUGCCCCAGGGCUACAGACUGGAAAAGCCCCUAAACUGUGAUGACGAGGUGUACGACCUCAUGAGACAGUGCUGGCGGGAGAAGCCUUACGAGAGGCCCUCAUUUACCCAGAUAUUGGUGUCCUUAAACAGGAUGUUGGAAGAACGAAAGACCUAUGUGAACACCACACUUUAUGAGAAGUUCACCUAUGCUGGAAUUGACUGCUCUGCUGAAGAAGCGGCCUAGGACUGCGCACCAUGUGUGUAUUGUUUCCCCUUCAUUGACAGAACACCCUUGGUGCCAGGCCAGCUUCUGCCCAGAGAGGUGACAGAGAAUAUAGAAAUGUAUGUAUAUUGCUGUACGUCUGGACUUUCAGCUCAAAAACCCCUGUGUGUGAAUCUGUAGUACACUCUGACUGUACUGGGACUGUAUAUACUGUUUUGAGUAAGAAUGUGCGGGCGGGAGUCAGAAUGCCUGUUUGUGGUUUCAUAUGCAAUAAUAUAUUUUUCUAAAAAUGUGGAUUUUAUGGGGAGGUAUGAGAGUACAAUUACAUAAUGUGUAACUCAUUAUUGUCCUAUUUUUGAUAUUUACCUUUAUAGUGAGUGCUAUGAAAUGUUUUCCUGUACCUGUAUAGAAGUAAAAUAUUGUUGACUGUUGUAGCUCAGGUGAGAAAAGUAGGGGAAAUGCAUGAGUUCUGUCAGAACAAAGGUUCACACUGAGGAGACAGAUGACUCUCUUCUAUCAUGUGGACGUUUUGGUCUCUGAUUUUCUCCCUUACCUGCAGAAGCCAUUCAGUGUCAUUUAGUUGUUUGGCAACUUUGUCAUGUGUUUCCAAAGCUCACAAGUGAAUCAUCCAGAAAGCUAAAACACCUAAAAACAGACUUAAACCUCAUUCUUUAGAAGCCUAAACAUCUUUCAAGAAGAAUGAGUAAGUUUAAUAGAUAAAUUAAUGUGACUUUCUUUUAGUUUUUCCUGUAAUGUUGAUUUGUGUAUUUUAAGAAAUGGGAAGCCUGGAGUUACAUCUGGGAGUCAUGUGGCAUUUAUUGUACCAAAUUAACAUCCCUCUAUGUAUUGCACAUUGUAAAAAGUUUUAGUUUUGAUAUGUUGUGUUUUUACCAUUUAUGCUGUAGGCUCAUGUUGUACUGAGCUCAUAUAGUAAGUGAAUAAAUGUCCUGCCUACCCACUUUUCAUCCAG